AUGGCACGGCAGUUAGCUAGACCGCCACAGCCUAUUGUAACAACAAACGCCAGUACUUCUUUGGUAAGAUGGCAUUAUAUUGCGCCUCAUUUUAUAGAUUAAUUUUUGUCUAAAAUUUUUUUUUACUAUUUUUGGAUUUGUAAUUGGUGGAAUAUGUUGUACUACAUAUGUAAAGUACAAUCGCGUAACUUAAAAUAUUGUUUUUCAGAGGUUACAGCUAGCAAUUCUUGUUGCUAUAUCUACCGCGUUGUUUGUUUUUGCCUUUGUAGUAUGGUACUGUGCAGACGAUAUAUUCCCUCGAGAUGUGAGUAUAGCAGUGCAAAUUCAACUUUUUUUGUUGAUGUUGACUCUAGUUGGCGUUAUUAUUUACAACUGUUUGAUGACAGUAUGCGUCAAAGAGUAG
Bursaphelenchus okinawaensis is the source of this 403-nucleotide messenger RNA. Lineage: Eukaryota; Metazoa; Nematoda; Chromadorea; Rhabditida; Aphelenchoididae. The record is from the annotation of a GenBank genome assembly.